Racocetra persica is the source of this 1000-nucleotide messenger RNA. The record is from the annotation of a GenBank genome assembly. NCBI's taxonomy places the organism in Eukaryota, Fungi, Glomeromycota, Glomeromycetes, Diversisporales, Gigasporaceae.
AAUAGCAAGUGGAAGUUCAGUAUCAGAAACUGAUAUUGACAACAAUUCUCGGCUUUCGCAGCACAGUAAGAAUUUUUUUAAAGUCCUAAUUAAAGCCAAGCAAGGAGAAGAUGGAGGUAUUGAUAAUUUACCAAUUUCUCCCCAAGAAAAGCAAGAUUUAUGGGACAUUUACAAUGAAGCCAAAAAUAAGCCUAAGAAAAAAUAUACUUUUAAAUGCCAUGAUUUAAAAGUAAUAGAUGACAAUAAAAAUAAAGGUUUACCUGAUCCAGUAAAAGGGAUAAUAGUAAUUGGGGUUAAUAGAGUUGAGUUUCAACCUAACCCUAUCAAGAAGCCCCCAUACUCAAACUCCUCGCAAGUUGGUUCUCCACGAUAUCCCUUAUCGUUUAUUGCCUUUGGUUUGAAAUGGUUUUUUGACCAAAAGAAAGGAGUUGAGGAAACUAAACAAAAGAUAGCAGAAAAGUUAAAAAAGUUGUAUCAGUCAUUGAGUAGAAAGCAACAUAAAAGGAAUGAGGAUGAUUUGACUAAAAAUAGUAAACAUUUUGAAAAAGCCAGAUUAAAACUGAUGAAAGCAUUUAGAAAAGUGGUUCGUCGGAUAAAUGACCGCAACCAUAAAUUAAGUAGAAAAAUAGUAGAUAAGUUUGAUUUGAUUGCCCAUGAAAAUUUGAAGUUAAGUAAAACAUUUGAGAAAAAGGACAAUAAAAGGAAGUUUAGUAAAUAUACUGUGAAAGGAUUAUCGGAGUUAAGAAUAAGUGAUUUUUUUGCUAAACUGAAUUAUAAAGCAAAAUUGAAAAAGAAGAUUACUUAUCCAGUUGAUCCAACUGAUACCAGCAAAAGAUGCUUCAGAUGUGGAAAAAUCAAUCAAGAUUUAGAAAGAAAAAGAUGGUUUAUUUGUGCGAACUCUCUUUGUAGUUAUGAAGCAGAUAGAGAUGUAAAUGCUGCUCAUAAUAUUCUCUAUAAAGCACGAAUGGAGUUAGGAACUUUGUCCUCCGAGAGGGUAUAA